UCCAUUACCACACAUUUUAUCACCCCACACAGCCACAGUUAACCCCCGACGCCUUGGUACGAAUACCAGAUUAAAACCAAAACUAUAUUUUAAUUUGCAUUAUUUUUUUGGACAGGACGCAUCAUUUCCUGCGCUUUGUUUAUCCCCGGAGGCGAAGCUCUAAGUAAGUAAUCUAUAUGCACUAUAAUUCGCACAAGUCAUAGUUAUGUAAGCCACGAUAAGAAAAAGCGCUUUUUCUCAUUCGGGGCAAGAGAUCUGGCAUAAAUCACUUCAACACGUUGAAUUUACAUCGUCUUCAUCACGAGAAGCUGAAGUACGACUGAAUUAUUAAACAAGAUCUUAUGUAAUCUUUGACGUAGAUGACUUGACGCCGUGGAAUCACGUCUUUGUUAUCUGUAAAGCAAACGUAUUAUAGUUGGCGAUUAACUAAAAGUAAAAGGCCACCCAAAGUUUCUCAGUCGCCGACAAGUCUUCAGUCAAGAUGGCUACAGAGGGUGAUCAAAUGAUUUAUGGAUCUGUGAUGUUCUUGAUAUUAACGAUCGGAUUGGUAGGAAACAUCCUUACAAUUGUAAUCUUGCUUCGCAAAGAUUAUCGUUCUAAACUUAUAGUUCCAUAUAUGCUCAACAUGGCCGUUCUAGAUGCUUUACUUAUACUUUUCGGAUACCCCGUCUCGAUAAACGCCAUCUUAACAGGCAGGCGUCUAAAACCCGAAGACCGAACCUGCAAGUUCGAUGCCUUUAUGAAUGGAUCUAUAGGAAUCUCUGCUAUUAUAACUCUGACUUAUAUUAGCUUUAUUAUGUAUCGCACAAUCACUAAUACGACUACUAUGCCAAGACAAAUAUCUGCCGUGUAUCUGUUUGGUAGCCUCUGCGCGAUCUGGACGUAUGGUGUGUUGACCAUGUUACCGCCUCUAGUGGGGUGGUCAAAGUUUGUGCCCGGUGCCGCUGGGUUCAGCUGCGCUCCUGACUGGGGAUCAGCUAGUGCGUCUACUUUGUCCUACAACAUCGUACUUAUGGUCUUGGGAUUUGUCAUUCCUGUUGGCGUUAUUUCAGUUUGUUAUUACAAGAUCUUUAGGUUUCUCUGCUUCAAUCCUGUACCCACCGCUUUCGCCUCUAUCCGCAACAACCGACGUCGAGUAAAUGUGCGAAUUACACGCAUGAUUAUGGUGUCAAUCAUCUCUUUCGUCAUCAGCUGGUCACCCUACUGUGUCGUCAGUGUAAUGGCCAUGGUGCACCGCGCGCCGUCAUUACCACGUGGUUUCGCCGAGAUCCCUGAACUCAUGGCUAAAGCGUCCGUUAUAUACAACCCUCUGGUGUUCACUGUGAUGAACAUAGAGUUCCGAAGAUCACUCUUUCAAGUUAUGUCGAACUUUCGCUGCAAGGGAGAUACCGGGGUAUCUGCCUUGCAGCGAAAUUCCGUAGCCCCAGGAGAUAUUAGGUGUGGUUGAAACAAUUUAUAACUCUAAGCACUAAAACUAUCACAAUUUCAGUAUUCCCGGAGACGGUCGACAUCGAGCACAUCUCUUUUCUGACAAUAUUCAUGACCAGUUGUUACUAGGAUGAUUGGGGGAUCCACUGUACUAUAUUCAUGACCAGUUGUUACUAGGAUGAUUGGGAGGAUCCAUUGUUUCUCUAUGGGUGAGCAGAAGCGGAGAAAUGGGAUAGCAAAAGCGGAAAACACUCCAUUAGGAAUAGCAGUUAGUAAAAUUCUCUACCGUAAAAGAUAGGACGAUCACCAUCUCUCAUCAUUUUUAGAAACACAA
Messenger RNA from Nematostella vectensis (starlet sea anemone), 1762 nucleotides. RefSeq names its product melanopsin-like. The record is from RefSeq and is a predicted model, not a curated record. Gene Ontology annotation, molecular function: G protein-coupled receptor activity. Gene Ontology annotation, biological process: G protein-coupled receptor signaling pathway. NCBI's taxonomy places the organism in Eukaryota, Metazoa, Cnidaria, Anthozoa, Actiniaria, Edwardsiidae. The transcript is spliced from 3 exons. The coding region runs from base 482 to 1447 and encodes 321 amino acids. Gene Ontology annotation, cellular component: membrane.